CACCAGCGCGAUCUUGAGCGUCAGAGGAGCCCGUGGAAAGUCAGUCAGUCAGUCACAGAUAUGAAUCAUAAUAACGCUGGAAUAAGCGCAUAACGGCUACAUAUUUGACUGUUAAUAGUAGCGGCAGAUGGACGCGGUUUACUGAGGCGCGUCCGCUGUGAGUGUGUGACGGUAACGGUGUUGUGAGGCGCGGGUUGGGUCGCUCGGUGAGGCCGGUGUGUGUGUGUGAAUGACGGGAGUGUCUGUGAUCAUGAUCUAACGUUAGAAUAGUCGGUGUUUUUCUCUGCUCGUGUGUGUUUCUCGCGCCCUGAUGAUCCGCUCGGUGUUGCUGCGCGCGCUCGCGGCUCGCCCGCCGCCCGCUCCGGUUCCCAGUCACCUGCACAGAUGUUUACUCGGGACUCACCGGCGGAAAAUUAAACCCGAACAGCUGGAGUUACCAAACCAGACGCGGGAGUUCGUGUACAGCCUGAGCCCGGAGACCCGGAGCCGCCUGCUGAAGGAGCUGCAGACCUUCGAGUCCAAGACGGAAGACUCUGGUGAAGCGUCUCGGCUGACGGCUGCUCAGCUCAGAUACAUUCUCCUCCACAACGCCAUUCCCUUCAUCGGCUUCGGCUUCCUGGACAACGCCAUCAUGAUUGCCGCUGGCACUCAGAUUGAACUGUCCAUCGGAUUGACACUGGGAAUAUCCACUAUGGCAGCUGCGGCUCUGGGGAAUCUGGUGUCAGAUCUGGCUGGACUCGGUUUAGCAGGUUAUGUGGAGGCUCUGGCGGUGCGUUUAGGGAUGCAGAUUCCUGAUUUAAGCCCCAGACAGGUGGACAUGUGGCAGACCAGAGUCUCCUCACACAUGGGUAAAGCCAUCGGCGUGGCCAUCGGGUGUAUUCUGGGAAUGUUUCCGCUGCUCUUCUUAAGCGAUGAGGAAGACAAGAAACCCACGAAAGACUCAAAGUGACCUGCUUUUCACGGGCAUGACAGAAACUGCAUUUGUUUUGCCAAAGCAUCUGAAGAAAAUCCUGCAAAUGAACAAACGUGCACACGGUAAACCGCAUCAAAAUAAAAAAAUAACAUUAAACAGUAGAGAGUAGCAAACAACCUUAGCUAAUAGUUAAACGUUUAAUCUAGCGAUGAAGAGUAGAUGUGUUCUAAUGCGCAUGAGUUUGCUUUACGUUCCUCCUAUAAACACUAUUUUAAAGGCCCGAUCACAUCGAAAAUGAUAACGUUUUUAUAAUCAUGUUUUAGAACGAUGCUGAGGAUUGACGGUGGGGUUUUUUUAGCUGAUGAAUGGUAAAAGCACUGACGGCCAAUCAGAAUCGGCGAUGAACAUUUAAAAAGACGGAACACUUUUAGACUAUUUACAGCUGCUCACUUCAUGCGCUUUUUCUGAUCGA
Messenger RNA from Danio aesculapii, 1385 nucleotides. RefSeq names its product transmembrane protein 65 (gene tmem65). Lineage: Eukaryota; Metazoa; Chordata; Actinopteri; Cypriniformes; Danionidae. Bases 311 to 949 code for a protein of 212 amino acids. The transcript is spliced from 7 exons. The record is from RefSeq and is a predicted model, not a curated record. Gene Ontology annotation, biological process: cardiac ventricle development; regulation of cardiac conduction. Gene Ontology annotation, cellular component: mitochondrion.